AGAGAAUAAAUUCACGUGCACCAAGUCUGCCCGCUCAUCUUCCUCCUCCAUCAAGAGAGAGUUCAAGUUUUAGCGCUAUCCGGUCAACCACUCAAAACCCGAACCCGAAUCCAAACCCGCUCCGCCAAAUCGAGAUCCAGACGUGCCCACGCACUCAUGGGUCUCGCAGGCAGACACAUCGAUGGUGAACCCGACUCCGAAUCCUCCCUCUUGCUGUCCAUCACCGCCGCGUCAAGUUCGGCCAUCUCUGAAAAUGCCCCAAAGGACACUUUUCACUUGGCCUACAUAAUCUACUUCACUCUCGGCGUUGGCUAUCUUCUACCAUGGAACGCCUUUAUUACCGCUGUUGAUUACUUCUCCUACAUCUACCCCGGCGUCUCCGUUGACCGUAUAUUUGCCGUCGUUUACAUGUUGGUGGGCCUCUGCGGCCUUGUGGUGAUAGUGUUUUACGCCCAUGUAUCGGAUGCUUAUGUCAGGAUAAAUGUGGGCCUGGCGCUCUUUGUCGUAUCUUUGUUGGUCGUCCCGGUUAUGGAUGCCGUUUAUAUAAAGGGUCGGGUCGGGUUGAAUGAUGGGUUUGAUGUGACAGUAGCGGCGGUAGCGCUUUCCGGCGUGGCGGAUGCGUUGGUCCAAGGUGGGCUUGUUGGGGCAGCAGGGGAGUUGCCUGAGAGGUAUAUGCAGGCUGUUGUUGCUGGCACUGCUGGUUCGGGGGUCCUGGUUUCAUUUCUAAGGAUCAUAACCAAAGCUGUAUAUCCUCAAGAUGAACAUGGCCUCAGAAAAAGUGCAAAUCUCUACUUCGCUGUUGGGAUUGUGGUUAUGGUCAUAUGUAUUGUGUUCUACAAUGUGGCACAUCGCCUUCCAGUUAUUAAGUACUAUACAGAUAUGAAAAUUCAGGCUGUGAAUGAGGAAAAGAAGGAGAAAGGAUCCUUAACUGGGGGUGAAUGGAGAUCAACCUUGUUAGAGAUUGUUGGGAGCGUCAAAUGGUAUGGAGUUGGAAUCAUGCUCAUUUAUGUUGUGACUUUGUCAAUAUUUCCAGGGUAUAUAACAGAAGAUGUGCACUCUGAGACUCUCAAAGACUGGUAUGGGAUCCUUCUCAUUACUGGCUACAACGUGUUUGAUCUGGUUGGCAAGUCUUUGACUGCAGUCUAUAUGAUGGAGAAUGCAAAGCUUGCCAUUGGUGGCUGUUUUGCAAGAUUGCUGUUUUUUCCUCUCUUCUUGGGUUGCUUGCAUGGUCCCAAAUUCUUUCGAACUGAAAUCCCAGUAACAAUCCUGACUUGUCUUUUGGGUCUUACCAACGGUUACUUGACAAGUGUUUUGAUGAUCUUAGCCCCUAAAGUUGUCCCAUUACAACAUGCAGAAACUGCCGGGAUUGUAAUUGUGUUGUUCCUAGUUGGUGGUCUGGCUGCUGGAUCACUUGUAGCUUGGUUUUGGGUGAUCUGAUAUCUCUGUACAAAUCUCACUGCUAUCAUCGGGGCGCAACCCCACAAUCUGGUUUGGGAUAGGUUGAUGAAUGAAAGUCUCCUAUUUGUAAAGCUUUGUAAACUUAUCGUUAAUUACAAUGUUUCAAUUUAAUUAAUGCUCAACUCUAGUAAUCUAGAGGCUAGGCUGCCUCUCCUUGAAGUCA
This is a messenger RNA of Manihot esculenta (cassava), 1621 nucleotides long. RefSeq names its product equilibrative nucleotide transporter 1. Bases 157 to 1437 code for a protein of 426 amino acids. Gene Ontology annotation, biological process: nucleoside transmembrane transport. The record is from RefSeq and is a predicted model, not a curated record. Gene Ontology annotation, cellular component: plasma membrane. The transcript is spliced from 2 exons. Gene Ontology annotation, molecular function: nucleoside transmembrane transporter activity. Lineage: Eukaryota; Viridiplantae; Streptophyta; Magnoliopsida; Malpighiales; Euphorbiaceae.